Molecule: messenger RNA, 823 nt
Organism: Camellia sinensis
Lineage: Eukaryota; Viridiplantae; Streptophyta; Magnoliopsida; Ericales; Theaceae
Product: Heavy metal transport/detoxification superfamily protein
Molecular function (GO): metal ion binding
Source: RefSeq, a predicted model, not a curated record
GUCUUGAAGAAACCAAGUUGCAAAUUGUGAUAAAAGUAAAAGUGGAGGAGGAAGGAAAAUAAAUAGCAAGAGGGGCAAGUUAUCAAAAGCAGAAAAAUAAGUUCAUCAACUUUUCUGAUUCUUUUCAUUUCAUUUCAUUUAUUGAAAAAUUUCUUCAUAUAUUCCACCAUCUCUCUCCAAUGUUUUCUUAUAUCCAAGUCCAACUUCGAAAGAAUUUGGCCUUCUCUAAAGCUUGCUAUAUAGUUGGCCGUCCGCAAAAAGUACUUCACCAUCAUCAUCAUCAUCAUCAUCAUGUUUGGUUGGUGUUUUGGGCGAACACAAAUAUCAAAUGCCAUGUCUAUUGUGGAGCUUUUGGUACAUAUGGACUGUGACGGAUGUGAAAAAAGAGUACGAAAGGCAAUCUCUAAAUUAGAUGGCAAGAAGAGGGUUGAUAGCUUGGACAUAGACAUGGACAAACAAAAGGUAACAGUGACUGGAUAUGUGGAUCAGAGGAGGGUACUGAAAGUGGUGAGAAGAACAGGAAGGAAAGCUGAGUUUUGGCCAUACCCUUAUGACAACGACUACUAUCCUUACGCUGCUCAGUACUUAGACGAGUCUACCUUCUCUUCUACUUAUAACUACUUCACCCACGGUUACAAUGAGAAUGUCCAUGGAUACUUACCCGACCCGCUUUAUUCCACCGUCAAUACUGAAAUUUAUGAGCUUUUUAGUGAGGAUAAUGUCCAUCAUGCUUGCACUAUCAUGUGAUCUUUCGGGUUCACAACCCUAUAAUAAGACAUAUAUAUGUUCAAUGGUGUAAAUUACAUUUGGGGACUUUGUAAUA